This is a messenger RNA of Drosophila subobscura, 2063 nucleotides long. RefSeq lists its product as uncharacterized. Lineage: Eukaryota; Metazoa; Arthropoda; Insecta; Diptera; Drosophilidae. The transcript has 4 exons. The record is from RefSeq and is a predicted model, not a curated record. The coding region runs from base 781 to 2037 and encodes 418 amino acids.
GUGCUCAGUCAUAUGGUAAUAGUUAUUCCUAUUCAUUUAUUUAUAUUGGCACCGCUGAAGCGCAACCAAAUAGUAAGGAACAUAUUUUCUUAAAAUGAGGGUAAACAAUCCUUUGGACAAAUGUCUCACUAGGCAUGGCCGUAAGUACAUAGACAUUAAGGAGACGGUAAGAGCAGAAUAUGGUAAGCACUUCGAGACACUUCACACAACCAUAUUUCGAAUAAUAAAGGAAGAUCCAACGCUGGCGUAUCUUAUUGUGGAUUUCAAUUUGGAAGGUACGACCCAUUCUCUUCAACAUCAUCAGAUUUUUUUUCUCUUCCCAUAGCUGCCCCAUAUGAUGACCCCUGGAUCUGUCCUCUGGCCCUUGAAGUAUCUAUGUCUAUAUAUAUAUCUUAUCUAUCUAUAGUUUUCAUUUUAGAAGUGCAACACUGAAUCAUUUAUUUUUGUAUGGUUAGUCAUAAUAGUUUUGCUUUGUGAGGUAAUCGAAUUUCUUAGAAACGCGCAAUGAGGCUGUGUGUUCGUGUUAGAUUCGUAAUUUUUGCAUUGUCCGGUGCAUUCCUUCCGUUCCUAUUCCGCGUGCGUUUAAUAAUAAUACUCGUCGGUAUCCUCGUUCUCGUAAUACUCGUCGUCUCCCAUCGUCAAGGGGCCGUGUUUGGCUCGCGCGAACCAGUCAUAAUCGAAAUAAAUUAUAUCCUAUACCCAUACUAAAAUCGCGUGCGCCGUUACGUCGUUAUUAAAUAGAAUAGUGUCUGAAUUGUUCUUGCAGGAAGCUCGGGAGAUAUGUUAAAGAUCGCGAAACCUAACGAAUUCGAUUUGGUAUUUAAGCUCGGGAUUCCGCACUCCCGGGAAAUAAUUGUGACGCGAGAUUCGGGAAUGCCAGGAAACGUUUUACUCAAUAUGACGCGAGUGCUGCAACUACUUGAAAACGAUCGUGGCGUGGAUCAACAGAAUAUUCACCGACUGUUAAAAUCACUUGUAAACGCGCAGAACUUCCUCGUCGUGGAAAAGAUGCAGAGCUGGCUUCAAAGCCGCUUCCGUCGUGCUCUCAACAGGCUCAAGCAUUCAAUCGUAGUGGAUGGCAAGGCGUCUAGACUUAAAUAUCGCAUUUGUGGGCCGGCCCAUACCGUCGAAGUCGAAGGAAUGGAUUAUUCUGUUGAUUUUGUUCCUGCCAUCCGACUGGAUGCCGAGCAGAACGUGUUUCGGUCCGAGCAGCUUGUUUACUUCGAGAACAUACCCUACUGGGAUGCUAUACCCAAACCCUUCAAAAACCCUCUCAUAACCGAAAGCAUUUCGUUUCGAUCUUCCCACUACAAGGCCGAGCAGGCCGUCUUGAGGGGUAAACAUGAAAACUGCCGGAAUGCAAUCAAGUACAUUAAGAAGUUUCGCGACGUUAAGACAAAUUUACACAACUUAAAGAGCUACUUUAUUAAGACCCUGUUUUUGUGGAAGAUUAGGUCCGAACCGGAGGCUUACUGGCACAAGCCGCUCACAGUAAUCUUGAUCGAUAUGUUCGAUGAGCUGUCGGAGUGCUUGUGCCAUGGAAGACUAGACUUUUUCUGGGAUCCCAAGCUAAACAUGCUCGAUAUCUAUACAACGAAGCAAAAACUGGAAAUGUUUCGAUGUGUCGAAGGUAUGUCGGGAAAGCUAAGAGGUGCGGCUAGAGAUCCCACAUACCGAAGAUUGUUGACUGUCCUGCAGGCUUUCAGUCACAAGGACGAAGCCAUUGUUGUCCCCAGAUAUGACUCCGGAAAGUCAUAUCCAAAACGUCUGAGCAAUGGGUCCUACAUUAGCCACCUAGCGAUUAAAUAUUACACAAUGGAUCAAACAAUCGAAAUGUUGCAACAGGAUAAGACGAAAGAUACCUCAUGUCGUAGUUUGUUGCCUGUUGUUUUGCAGGCUCUUAAUCAAAAGGAGUGCAUUGCUUUUGCAAGUUCUUACCCACGAAUCUCUUAUCCCAAACGGAAUUGCGUCAAGCGACUGACUAAAUCACGCCCGUUGAUGUCGUUUAGGCUUAUUAUAUGCAAAAAUGAUAAAUAAAAGCUUGGUGUCGCUGGGUCCCUGGA